Molecule: messenger RNA, 4166 nt
Organism: Pocillopora damicornis (cauliflower coral)
Lineage: Eukaryota; Metazoa; Cnidaria; Anthozoa; Scleractinia; Pocilloporidae
Biological process (GO): cell-cell adhesion
Molecular function (GO): protein binding
Source: RefSeq, a predicted model, not a curated record
AAAAUGUUUGAAAAUGAUCCGAAAUACGGCUUUUCCUCCGUUUAUUCCGCAAGGUCCGGAAGUGUCAUUGUAAAUGUCAACAUGUCGUUCUACUCUGUUGGAACUGACAACGUCAUUAACCUUAUUGAAGCUUUAUCUCCAAACUCCUCAUUAUUUCAAGAAGAUUUCGAAGUGACUUCUGUUGAAUCGCUACACAUACCAACUAGGGCUCCCACAAACGUAACUGCUACUUCUUGCGAAUCGGAUUCUCUUUGUCUCCUGGUUUCGUGGACAAGUCUGCCAGAGUCUUACGUGGACAGUUUGAAUGGAGUUUUCCAGGGAUACGCGAUACUGUAUUGUGCAGAAGGCGAACCAUUUGCUGAACAGUACGUACCGCCUCAGAAUAAAGAAAGAUACGAAGCUGAGAUAAAGAACCUCAAGGGGGUCACUAAAUAUAUUAUUCGAGUAUCGGUGGUUACCUUGUCUUGUGCGGGCCUUCCAAGUUCCCCUGUCACUGCCUUUAGUGGGGAGAGCGCUCCCAGUGCUCCUCCAUCCAACCUCAGAGUGACAGACCUAAACUCCACGUACUGCGAAGUCACAUGGGACCCAAUCCCUUCGGAGCAUAUUAAUGCAGCCACGCUUCUUGGUUAUGAGGUAUUCUGGGAAAAGGGCACUAACUCUACGAUCAAUGUGACCAGGACAGCACAAACAACAGUUUGGUUGACAGAUUUGGAAGAAGACACCGAGUACAGUGUCACCAUCAGCGCUUUUAAUCGAAUUGGCAGUGGACCAAACAGCUCGUUGUUUACUUUCAGAACAGACAAAGGUCCCAGAGCUCCCAGUGCUCCUCCAACCAACCUCAGAGUCACCAACUUAAGUUCCACUUACUCCGAAAUAACAUGGGACCCAAUCCCUUCGCAGCAUAUAAACGCGGCCACAUUACUUGGUUAUGAGGUAUUCUGGUUAAAAGUCCUUAACUCUACAGUCAAUGUGACCAGGACAGCACAAACAGCAGUUUGGUUGACAGAUUUGGAAGAAGACACCGAGUACAAUGUCACCAUCAGUGCUUUUAAUCGAAUUGGCAGUGGACCAAACAGCUCGUUGUUUACUUUCAGGACAGAAAAAGGUCCCAGAGCUCCUAGUGCUCCUCCAACGAACCUCAGAGUCACCAACCUGGGUUCUACUUUCUCUGAAGUCACAUGGGACCCAAUCCCUUCGCAGCACAUUAACGCGGCCACACUACUUGGUUAUGAGGUAUUCUGGGUAAAAGUCCUUGACUCUACAGUCAAUGUGACCAGGACAGCACAAACAACAGUUUGGUUGACAGAUUUGGAGGAAGAUACCGACUACAAUGUCACCAUCAGUGCUUUUAAUCAAAUGGGCAGUGGACCAAACAGCUCGUUGUUUACUUUCAGGACGGGCAAAGGUCCCAGAGCUCCUAGUGCUCCUCCAACGAACCUCAGAGUCACCAACCUGGGUUCUACUUACUCUGAAGUCACAUGGGACCCAAUCCCUUCGCAGCAUAUCAACGCGGCCACACUUCUUGGUUAUGAGGUAUUCUGGGUAAAAGUCCUUGACUCUACAGUCAAUGUGACCAGGACAGCACAAACAACGGUUUGGUUGACAGAUUUGGAGGAAGAUACCGACUACAAUGUUAUCAUCAAUGCUUUUAAUCAAAUUGGCGGUGGACCAAACAGCUCAUUGUUUACCUUCAGGACAGAAAAAGCUGCAGUCAAUGGCACCACUUUACUUGUUGCAAACUCAACCGUCAAUGGAACUGCAGUCAACGGCACCACUUCACUUAUGGCAAACUCAACCGUCAAUGGAACUGCAGUCAACGGCACCUCUUCACUUGCUGCAAACUCAACUGUCAAUGGAACUGCAGUCAACGGCACCUCUUCACUUGCUGCAAACUCAACUGUCAAUGGAACUGCAGACAACAGCACGACCUCUCUUGCUGGAAACUCAACCAUCAAUGGUACUUUAGCUAACAGCAUCAGUAAAGAAAAGAGCCUCCCCCCGCCCCUUUUGCAAAAAGAUGCUAAACCUUAUGUAUGUAUUCCUUUAGCAUUAAUCAACAGCACCAAUCACAAUAGUCUCAAUAGCUCUCACGUACAAAACCAUAACACAACGAUAAACCAAGGUGUGAUAAAUAACGGUGUUGCAAACGCUACGUUGUCAAGUUCGACGACCAGCUCAUCAACAGUAAAACAAGAAGUUCCUAAGGAUUCACCUGAGAACGUAAACGCUAAAAAUUACACAAGUAUUAACUCACUUUUGGUCACGUGGGAUUCAAUACCCUCAGCUUCACGCAACGGAGUUAUCCUUGGUUAUAAAGUUUUCUACAGACCCGUGCUCGUGUCACGUGAGCAACCAACUGUUACCAGCUCAUUCAUGGUGAUAGUCGGUGCAUCAGACCAACAGGCUUUACUGACCAAAUUAGACAGCUUCACUGUAUACGAGAUUGAGGUGCUGGGGUUCAAUGUGGUUGGAGACGGGCUUAGAAGCACUCCCAUAUAUGCAGAAACAUGCAGAUGCCCCAGCUCGUUCAGCACAAACUGGUGGCACAAUCCUCCUUAUAUGAUUCGCGAUUCCCAAUCAGAAGCCAUAUUUCCAUUCAUAGUAAAAAACAUGGUGUCGACCUGCUGUCAGCCGUGUCAAACCCACGCUUCCACCAUUGUAUACUUCGUGGGAAACAACACGAAUCAUCGCAGCGAAAAAAGAGGGCAUGAUCAAGUCAGAGCAUCUGUAGAAGAAAGCGACUUGAGCUUUCCUUUGUAUGGAUACAAAGGACAGGAUCAUUUCAUGGGACAGUUUGGCUUUAUGGCGGUAGUGGAGUCUCCUUCAGUGGUUCUUAUUGUACCUAAGGAGGAUUCCAAUUCUUCGUCUAUGCGAUUAUUAUCGUCCUUGUUUCAAUGUUGGCCGGUCAUGCUCAUCAACCUGUGCAUUGUUUUUCUUAGCGGGAUCGUCAUAUGGUUUUUGGACUCUUCGAAAAAUCCCGAGGAAUUUCCAAAAUCCUUUUUACAAGGAACUCCUGAAGGAAUUUGGUGGACGUUUAUUACUAUGACAACCGUUGGUUACGGUGACAAGACUCCCAGGUCACCACUCGGUCGUAUCUUUGCUGUGGCUUCAACUCUGAUUGGCCUGGUUACUACUGCUGUGCUGAUAGGCUGUCUGACGUCUUCCCUGACAACAGACAUUGUUUUCACAGAUGUAAGACUGUUUGGGGCGAAGAUCGCAGCUGUACAUAACUCAUCUGAAUUCCGUCUUGGGUUAAAGAAAAAUGCAAAGAUGAACCCAGAUAGAGAAUACAAAAAUCUAGAUGAUCUGCACGAGGCUCUUCGAUCUCGUGAAGUCGAGGGGGCCUUGGUCGAUGCUUUAGUGGCUGGGAGCCGAGGCGAUUUGUUCAAUUCAAGUGAAUUACGUAUCUAUAAAACUCUGCAUCAUUCAUCAGUUUACGGAGUGGUUUUAGCUGGGCAUGCCAAAAAGCUUCAAAAAUGCUUCUCUAAUUUUUUGAAGGAGAACUCUGCAGAAGUUUCUGCACAUGUUGCCUCAAAGACAAAGGUCAUUAAGAUUUCAGCAGAAAGUGCGGCUGUGGAACAAGCAAUGAAUUUGUUUCAUCCUAAAAACGUUUUAUUCCAAGACUCUCUCUGGUGGAGUCUGAAAGUGUUAGCCUUCCUGACAGUAUGCGGUCUGACCUGGGAGAUAACAAGAGCUAUGCGCAUUUCACGACAACGUCGUGUCCAUCAUCAAAACGAUGAGAUGAUUGGCUCACGCAAGAAACAGCGAUUAGAAUUAGAAACUACAGUAACUGAAUUCUACAACAAUGCAAGGGAAAUUUUCAGACGAUUAUCGAUCAAACACAGAGAGGAAAGAAAGCAGUUAGUGAACCAAACCAAGCAAACGGCGAGGAGGUACGAUGGAAAGUACGCUUGGAUUAAACCAUGACUGGUGCAUCGGAAGUGACGCAGGAGUCCAACGGGUGCGAUACCAUUGUGGGCUACGUAUGCGCGUUGCCUGAUGACAAUCUCCGCAGGUCAUAUUUAUGAUUGCUCCCGUUUGAAAAUACUUCGAUGAAGAGGCUAACAAAUGUAAUCAAACGCAGGAGGGAGAGUAUCGCAACUCGAAUACAACACAUUUUCUGUAUUUCUUUGUAAUCAAUAAAAAUAUAGAUUUGUGUGGCUCAA